This is a messenger RNA of Trichoderma atroviride IMI 206040, 378 nucleotides long. RefSeq lists its product as uncharacterized. Lineage: Eukaryota; Fungi; Ascomycota; Sordariomycetes; Hypocreales; Hypocreaceae. The record is from RefSeq and is a predicted model, not a curated record.
AUGGCCAGGAAUCGCCUGGGACUGCCCGAUGCGAGCCUGCAAAAACACUCGUCAAGAAAUGCCCAAGCCUGCCUCGAGGCCGCGUUGUGGGAGCUGGGCGAGCAGCCUCUGAGACACCGCCGUGCACUGUAUCAUUUGGCCCCCCAGCGCUUCGACACGCCUAGCCCAGCGCUUAGCGGGCUAGGACGGCCAGACAAGAUCCCCAAAGCACCAUCCAGAGCACCUUCAGCCCGAGCUUCAACCUCCACGGCUCGCCAGCGUCGUGUGGAAUCGCCCAGGAUUGCGAGCUUCCGAUCAUUUCACACACCGUUGCCAACGACCGUCGAGUCUGAUUUUUCUUUCCCAGGCGUCGUUUCUCCCGCCGACCGCAAGCGAUAG